Messenger RNA from Neoarius graeffei (lesser salmon catfish), 10111 nucleotides. RefSeq names its product Rho guanine nucleotide exchange factor (GEF) 11 (gene arhgef11). NCBI's taxonomy places the organism in Eukaryota, Metazoa, Chordata, Actinopteri, Siluriformes, Ariidae. Gene Ontology annotation, cellular component: cytoplasm. The record is from RefSeq and is a predicted model, not a curated record. Gene Ontology annotation, biological process: intracellular signal transduction; G protein-coupled receptor signaling pathway. Gene Ontology annotation, molecular function: guanyl-nucleotide exchange factor activity; G protein-coupled receptor binding. The coding region runs from base 1502 to 5785 and encodes 1427 amino acids. The transcript is spliced from 41 exons.
AUCAAUCUCACAGCGAUGGUGCUGGGAUGAGUUCUAGCCCAGACAGGAGAUUUAAACUCUGCAGCUUUCACUUUAAAACAAAAACCACGUCUCCUAUGAAUCACCCGGGCUAGUUUGGAGAUGCUGACCUGAUCCUGGUGAAGAUCGAGUCCCAGAACACACCAGCCGGAUGUUUGGAGCACAAUGGGAAGUGAUCCUGCGGAAUGGACCAGGUUCAGGCUGAUCUCAUGAACAAGCUUCAUGGCUGCUGCUGCUGGAUUUUCUGGAAUUUUACCAGCCAUCGGAUCACUUGAUAAACAAUUCGAGGAUUGUCUUUGUUUUUUUUUUUAUUUUGGAAUGAUGUUGCAAGUUUUCUUAAAAGCUGUCCUCAUUCGUAUCUAUCUAUGUAUUGAUUGAUUCGAGGCUACAUCAGUUAGCUAGAAGAGAUUAUCCAGGGCCUGCCAGGGAUUUAUCCAAGACGUAGCCGAGAGACGAGCGCUGUGUUCCGGCGUCGCUUUCACGCAACAUCGGGGAUUCAGUCCGGCCUGCAGUUCUAGACGCAGAUUGCUAGGAUAUCUCGCUUCGGGAUUCAAUUUUUUUUUUUUUUUUAAAUUAAUCUUAACUGUUAUUGCAUCUAAGACAAUUUUUGCAUGGAAAAAAAAGACAAUUUAUUAUUUUUAUUUACUUUCAGUUAUUAUUCAACCCUGUUUGGAGCUAACUAGCUAACACUACUUGCAAAUUGCUGGCUUGUUUUGCAGCCAAAAACGUAACUACAUUGUUUGUUUUUGUUCCUAGAAACGUAAAUAAUUUGUGUCAGGUUGUUUAAUGGGUGCACUUUAGAAAUUACUGUGUUAAAAUUGCUCUUUAUUUUUCCCUCAGUCACCUUGUUUUUGUUUGUGUUUGUUUACAACGUUGUCAUUAGUCAGCCGAGGCUGCAGAGGAAGGGAAGAGAAGAGCAGAGUUCAUUGACAUGAAGAAGGAUAUAUAUUUUAUUUUUACUAUGAAACACAAUCUUUAGCUACUGAUUUAAAGAUGCACUAAAGGUUAAACUUUACUUUAAAGCAAAAAUAAAAGUCUCAACUGUGAUUUAAUAGCACCCACAGGCUGUGUGAGUCACUAAAGUGUUUCUAAAUUAAAGAUAACUCUCUCUAAAUUAAGACUGAAACUUCAUGCUGCUGGUAUUUAUGGCCCUGUGAUCAUCUAAUCAACCUGACUAAAGUCAAAGCAGGAAGGAAAUGUUAAAUCUGCCCAGUACGUUUAGUCAUUACCCCAAAUCGAAAGUUUUAAAGUGACUGGACAUCUCCAACUUCCCAACUUUGGACCAUCACCGAGCUUCCUAAAUGAGAAGAUGCACAUCGCCGUGGUCUGAAGAUAGAAAUAAACUCGAACGUAAAGCAAGAAACGUGACGCGGUUUGGAUUGCGAAUGAAUCCGGUGCGAGGAAGAAGCUGAGACGGAGAUGACCACGCGCUGAGCACGGCUUCACAACACGCGAGUGGUUGAGCUUCAGGAGCUGCGCAGACAUGAGUGUCCGACCUCCAACCUCGACUCUGGACAGGUUGAGCAGCUUGACGCUGGGAGACUCGAAGUCUUCUUACAGCCAGCAGAGAGACUCUCUUGCUGAGUUCCCUUCUGACGGUGCAGCUGCAGGUCUAGUGCAGAGAUGUGUGGUCGUACAGAAGGACAGUCUGGGCUUCGGCUUCACUGUGUGCGGAGAGAGGAUUAAACUGGUGCAGAACGUUCGUCCAGGUGGAGCAGCAGUAAAGGCCGGAGUGCAGGAAGGAGACCGGAUCAUUAAGGUCAACGGCUCCUUAGUGUCAUCCAUGUCUCAUCAAGAAGUAGUGAAGAUGAUUAAAUCCGGAACGUACGUGGCGUUGACACUCCAGGGCCCACCUCCUUCAGUUGCCUCUGUCCCUCUUCAGCCCCUCUCGUCCGACCUCUCAGCCAAUCACAGGACGCAGCCAGGAGAUGAACCCACGCCCCCUCCACCCCCUCCCCUGCCCGCUUCAGGAUUCAGCACGCCAUCACAGAGAAUCACCGGCCCCAAACCACUACAGGACCCAGAAGUCCAGAAACACGCCACACAGAUCUUGAGAAAGAUGCUGGAACAGGAAGAGGCUGAACUACAGGACCUGCUGGAGGAACAGUCUCGCAACCCGUCGUCUUCCCUGGGAGAGAGAAUCGAAAGCGCCAGAAGGCGCGCCAAUCAAGUCCGAGUGAAAAUGCAGAAAGAUUUGGAUGGAACACGCUCAGAAACGCCAAGCAACUACAUGACUGCUGGAGAAGGUCGAAUGUCUGUAGAUACGGGUGAAGGGGAAUAUGACACAUGCGAGAGCCCUUUCUCCUCUCCGUCCUCAUCAUUCAGGACUCCUCAACACCGCAGACACGGCUCCGGCACGCUUGAAUCAACAGGGAAAGCUCAUAUCAUUGGUCCAGAGGAAGAAGACGAAGAUUAUGAUGGCUAUAUGUUGAAUGAAACGGACGGCCCGUUUCAGGACAUCGAGCUGCUGAAGACUCGUCCCGCUCACAUGACUGUGUUUAUGAGAUACAUCUUCAGUCAGCUGCUGGAUCCAAACCCACUGCUCUUCUAUCUCUCUGUGGAGGCUUACCUGGGUUCGAGUCCUAAAGAUGCACGUGCCAUUGCGCCCCAGAUCUGCUCUCACUUCCUGGACCCUGAUGCUCCUCUGAAGAUUAAAGUCAGAGAUGAGUAUCUGACUGAUAUCGAGAGUCGUCUUCAUGCUCAGGAGGACAUCAGAGGGCCGCUGUCCGAGCUUCAGCUGCAGGUGCUUCCAGAAAUCCAGGACCAAAUACAGGACUACAGGAAUAAGCAGCUGAUGGGGCUCGGCUCCUUGUUCGGAGAGAGUGAUCUUCAGCAGUUAGAUGGAGACCCGGCGAAAGAGAGACAGGUGGUGGACCGGCAGAUCACGGCACUGUGGGAACUACUAUCAAAGCACGAAGAGGAGAGAAGUUCCCCGUUAGCCUCAGCGAUCACGCUUUACCUGCGCCAUGCUGGGAUUAAGCUGAGGGACUCCAAACUUUUCCCGGGACUCAGCACAGAGAAGGAGAAGUGGCUCGCGUUCUUCCCCAAGACCAAGAGGCAGCUGAGCAGCACAAAGAGAGAGAAAGAUGGAGAGGAUAAGAAGAGGAAUCCGAUCCUGAAGUACAUCGGCAAACCCAGGAGCACAUCCCAAUCCACGUUCCAUGUCCAGUUAUCCCCGACAGAAGUGCGUGCGGGUAACGUGCGGAACAUUAUCCAGCAGUUUGAGAACCAUACAGACUGUGAGGAGGGAGAGAACGGAGGGCAGAGACUCUCCACUGGCAGCCUCGGGGACGAGAGCAUGGACAGUCCUACAGUGUCUGUGCGUUUGGCUCGCAGUGAGUCCUUGAAGGCUCAGGGUGAGGGCCGUCGUCGUGGAGGUGGAACAGGGGUGGAGACUGUUCCUCGUUCCCGCAGCGAUGUUGACAUGGAAGACUGCGAUGAAAGGGAAGGGCCAGGACUGCGCCCGUUACAUCACAGCGCUUCUUCCUCAGCCUCCAGCAGCUCGGCAAGGUCUCUCGAGAACCCCACACCACCGUACACCCCUCGCUCCAGACGCAGGAGUGUGGACACGCCGUUGGCGUUGUUACCGGAUGCUCCUCCUCUGGAAGAUGAUGUCACUGACUCGCAGAACUGGCAGGAGACGGUGGAACCGCACAUACUCCAGUCCCUCAGCCCGCGGGAGAUCGACCGUCAGGCUGUCAUAUACGAGUUAUUCAUGACUGAGGUGUCUCAUUUGCGGACGCUAAGGGUUCUGGAUCAGGUGUUCUUCCAGAAAAUGCGAAACCUUCUGACCUCAGAUGAGCUUUCCUGUAUCUUCCCCAACCUGCCUCAGGUCUAUGAGCUGCAUGCGAGUCUCUGUGAAUCUAUGAGGAAGCUGAGAGACUCUCCUAUAGUCCAAGGCAUCGGAGACAUCAUGCUUGCUAGAUUUGAAGAUGCAGCAGGAGAGGAGUUUCAGGAGCAGGUGUCUCACCUCUGCAGUCAGCAGAGUCAGGCACUGGAGCUCAUCAAGAACAAGCAGCGUAAAGACCCUCGCUUCGCUCACCUCAUACAGGAGUGUGAGGCAAGUCCUCACUGUCGCCGGCUACAGCUCAAGGACCUGCUAGUGUCCGAGAUGCAGAGACUCACCAAGUACCCCCUCCUGCUGGAUAACAUCAUCAAACACACAGAAGCUGGUUCUCCAGACCUGCAGCCGCUGAUGAAGGCUCAGGUGUGUUGCCGCGGGAUACUGCAGACCGUCAACGAGGUCGUCAGGGAGACAGAAGACCGGCAACUGCUCAGCCAAUACCAGCGCAGGCUGGACUUGUCACCUCUGGAGAGACAGUCCAAUCCCGUUGCAGCACCGUUCAAGAAUCUGGACUUGACCACAAAGAGAAUGAUUCAUGAAGGUCCUCUAACAUGGAAAGUCAGUAAAGACAAAGCUAUAGAGGUCCAAGCACUGCUGCUCUCGGACCUGUUGGUGCUCCUCCAGAGAGGUCCGGACGACCGGCUGAUCCUGCGCUGUCCGUCUCGCUCGCUGGGCGGAGUCGGGAACACGGACCAUAAAACGUCGUUUUGCCCUGUGGUUCGCCUCAACUCCUCCCUCGUCAGAUCUAACGCUACAGAUAACAAAGCCCUGUAUGUGGUGAGCACGUCUGAGAGACAGAUGUACGAACUGGUGGCUGGAACAUCCUCUGAGAGAAACAUCUGGAAGGACCUGUUAGAAAAGACAAUCGCUUUGGCCUCUGAAGGUGCUGCGGCCACCAAACAAGGAUCACCCGCUCAAUCCACCAUUCGGCGAUUGCAUGGCCAUCAUGUCAAUCAAGACGGGUCGCUGACCGAAGAGACGAGCUCGAUGGACCGAGAUUCACAGAGCGAUGAUGAAAGUGUUCUCCCAUCCAACAGCCCAAAUGACCAAUCGCAAGCCUUCCUCCAUGAUCAUGGACACAAUAACCUGGAACCGCGGCCUGAAGUCUCCGAGGCUGCUCUUCAAGACGUUGAGACGCUCAGACAGUUAAUCUUCAGCGAGCUCGAAGAUGGGUGGAGCCAAGAUUCAGAGGACACGCCCACCAACGAAACAGCCAACGAAAGAAGCCAGUUCACAGAUCGGCCAGGAUCAGAGGCGUCUGAGCCGAGCUUUAGUGAAACCCCUAGUCAAUCGGUGCAAGAUCACGUCGAUGCUCCGCCCAUGGAGGCAGACCAACUGACUUUUCAAGUCAUGAGGAAAGCUGUGGGUGUGGGCUCUUCUUCUAUUCCUGAUGACAUCCCUGAUGUCACCUCCAUCCAAUCUUCCGAAUCAAAAGGGAACAUGUUCUACCUGGUGAUGCCCAAAGACCAGAUUGGAGCUCUUACGGAUGAGAGCAGCACAGACGAGGUGAGGGCUCCAAGUCCUACAGAGGCGCCAGCAGCCAUAUCAUUGUCUUCACAGAAGGAAGAUGAAGAGCAGGAAAACCCACACCGGUCACAUCCAGAGGUGUCGAGUCACGAGAUGGGGCUCAGCCAAUCACGGCCCGGCACACAGCGUCUUGAGAUAAAGAACAUGGAUGAGAUUUUCCAAACUAUGGACGAGCUGAUGAAGAAGCUCCAUCGGCUCAGGGAGAUUGAAGCCGACCAUUACAGACUUGUAAAGACCGCAAAGAAGAAAUCUCCUGUCAGGCAAAAUUCAGGUGACGUCAUCCACACGUCUGAUCCUGUUGUCAGGAUGUCCUCCAUGGACAGAGGGACAGGAGAUGGGAAAGAAGGAGAUGCCACAGAAGUUGCUCAGCCCGUGAUACAGUCCACAGGAUUCUGACACACACACACACAAUGUGCUGAAGGAUUUAAAAAAAAAAACACUCUCGCGUGCGCGCACAAAAAAAAAACCACACUAAGGGACUGGCAUUUCUGUCACCUUUCACAUCCUAUGUAGCUCCUUCCUCCAAUCCCAGCAUGCUUUGCUCCUGAGAGAAGCCAGGAAUACUGUGUAUGUUGUUCGUGUCCUCUGUCUUCAGGAAGUGAAGGAAAGCGAGAGAGAGAGAGAGAGAGAGAGGACAGAAGAAACUUCAGCACAUGAAAGCUGGAAAGCAAGAAGCCAUGAAGGAAAGAAAAAAGUUCAGGAGGAGCGUUCUGAAAAGUGAAACGUCAAAGGUUUAAUGGUGUGAGAUGAUAAAAGAAGGGAAAGGGAGGUUGAUCUGAUGGGAUCAUUAAUGAAGGUUAACGAAGGAAGGUGAGCUUGAACAGGAUUGGCUGAGGAAAUGACUCUGCUCUCUGAAGGAAGCCCCGGCACUUUACCUGCUCUGUGUGUGUGUGUGUGUGUGUGUGUGUGUGUGUAACCUGUACUCGCAUUCAGCGUUCACCUCAUCCAUCAGAAAAGGGCAAAUCGUCUCGGUAAAGGGGUUUAAUUUCCCAUAAUGCACCUGUGGCUGUGUUCCACCACUGUGUGUGUGGAUGGAAGAGGUUAACAAAAAAAAAACACACUCUCUUCAGGUUGUUUUGCACUGUGGUCCUGAGUAAGGAUGUUGCGUUACUAUCAUUGUGUACUGUGUUGUAGUGUUUCUUUGCGAAAGUAACACUAUGCCAGAGGAAGUGAUGAAGGACUAGCGAGGAUGUUUUCGGGUUUAAUUUUGUUGCGUUCUGUAUUUAAUCUCUACGCACAAUGUUUAAUGUGGGAGCUCAUCCUUGCAACAGCAUCGGGGGGGGGAGUGUAUGUUUCUUGUCAUUGAGGACAUCGUUUAUACCUUUAGCGUGCGUUUUACUUGGGAAAGUGCACACCUGUAAAAUCUUCCUACGUUAAAGGUAGAACAGUGGUUCUUAAAGCCCAGGUCUGUAUCUGAAAUCAGUUUAAAAGUACACUACAUUCAGCCAUACAGGUCUGCCUGUUAAUGGUGUCCUCUGAAUGAUAAGGGAAGGUACAGUUUGGUAAUUUUUUUUUCUUCUUUCCCCCUUUCCUUUUCCCUGAGAGUGUAUGUAGCACACCCACCACCACCACCACUGCUGUAUUGCUGUAAUGCAGACUGUCACUGCUGAGAGGGAUUUAUUUAUAAAAACAUGUAGCCUAAUAUCAUGUUACCUGUGACUAUCUCAAAUCUGCGUGGUGUAAAUACUGUGAAGUUUGUCCCUCACCUCAGCAAUGAUUACAUGAAGGGAUUCGAUCUAGCCCAUUUCACACUAACCUGAGAUCUGAUUGGUCGAUCUCAAAGUUCAAAAAUGGAUCCGGCCGAUCUGAGAUCAGCAUUAAACCUGAGCUUGUGUCAAGGGAGCAUUGUAAUUUUUGUCUGGUGAGAGAUGUCCCAGGGUUAACAAGUGAAAUUCGGAGGUAGUCCAUACUACAGGGAUGGAGCUGGACCUCAUCCAUGUCCUUCUAGAAGCCAAAUCCCUAGCCCACGAGGUGCUUUAGAACACGAGGACAACACAAACACUAAAGUGAGUUUGGUUUGACUCUGCCUAGGUAGGAGGAGUUGGAUUAGUUAUGACUCCACCCCCUGGAAAUUUAUUUUGAAUCCUCUUUGGUAGAAAGAGCUGGAUUAGGUCCGACUCCACCCCCUGGACUUUUGGUUGAACUCUCACUAUACUCGAGGAGCUGGAUCAGAUCCGACUCCACCCCAUGGGUAUUAAUUUCAAUUCUUCCUACAGUAGAGGAGCUGGAUCAGUUGCAGCUCCACCCCCUGGAGUUUUAUUCCAAGUUUGCCCAAGUAGAAGGAGGUGGAUCAGGUCUGACUCCACCCCUUGGAAAUUUAUUUUGAAUCCUCUUGAGUAGAAAAAGCUGGAUUAGGUCCAGGUCCACCCCAUGGACUUUUGGUUCAACUCCCACUAUACGUGAAGAGCUGGAUUGGAUCAGAUCCGACUCCACCCCAUGGGUGUUCAUUUCAAUUCUGCCUACAUUGGAGAAGCUGGAUCAGUAACAGCUCCACCCCCCUAGAGUUUUAUUUCAAGUCUGGCCAAGUACAAGGAGGUGGAUCAGGUCUGACUCCACUCCCUGGAAAUUUAUUUUGAAUCCUCUUGGGUACAAAGUGUGGGAUCAGGUCCAACUCCACCCCAUGGACUUUUGGUUCAAUUCCCACUAUAUGCAAGGAGCUGGAUUAGAUCCAACUCCACCCCAUGGGUAUUAAUUUCAAUUCUGCCUACAAAGCAGGAGCUGGAUCAGUUACACCUCCACCCCCUGGAGUUUUAUAUUUCAAGUCUGCCGAAGUAGAAAGAGGUGGAUCAGGUCUGACUCCACUCCUUGGAAAUUUAUUUUGAAUCCUCUUGAGUAGAAAAAGCUGGCUUAGGUCUGACUUCACUCCAUGGACUUUUGGUUCAACUCCCACUCUACGUGAAGAGCUGGAUCGGAUCAGAGCCGACUCCACCCCAUGGGUAGUAACUUCAAUUCUGCCAACAUGGGAGGAGCUGGAUCAUUUGCAGCUCCACCCCCUUGAGUUUUAUUCCAAGUCUGCCCAAGUAGUAGGAGGUGGAUCAGGUCUGACUCCACCCCCUGGAAAUUUAUUUUGAAUCUUCUUUGAGUAGAAAGAGUUGGAUUAGGUCCAACUCCACCAAGUGGACUUUUGGUUCUACUUCCACUAUACACAAGGAGCUGGAUUGGAUCAGAUCCAACUCCACCUCAUGGGUAUUAAUUUAAAUUCUGCCUACAUAGGAGGAGCUGGAUCAGUUACAGCUCCACCCCCUGGACUUUUGGUUCAACUCCCACUAUACAUGAAGAGCUGGAUCAGAUCGGAUCCGACUCCACCCCAUGGGUAUUAAUUUCAAUUCUGCCUACAUAGGAGGAGCUGGAUCAUUUAUAGCUCUACUCCCUGGAGUUUUAUUCCAAGUCUGCCCAAGUAGACAGAUGUGGGUCAGGUAUGACUCCACCCCCUGGAAAUUUAUUUUGAAUCCUCUUGGGUAGAAAGAGCUGAAUUAGGUCUGAUUCCAACCCUUGGACUUUUGGUUCAACUCUCACUAUAUGCAAGGAGCUGGUUCAGAUCCGACUCCACCCCAUGGAUAUUCAUUUCAAUUCUGCCAACAUAGGAGGAGCUGGAUGAGUUAUAGCUCCACCCCCUGGAGUUUUAUUUAAAGUCUGCCUAAGUAGAAAGCACUGGAUCAGGUCCAAUUCCACCCCCUGGACUUUUGGUUCAGCUCCCACUGUACACAAGGAGCUGGAUCAGGUCUGAUUCCACCUGCUGGACCUUUUGGUUUGACUUUGCUGCCCAUGCUGAGGUAGCAGGAGCUGGGUCAGGAGAUCAGAUCCAACUCUACCUCUUGAAAUAUUGUUUCUGCAACAAGUGGUGCUUGAAAACUUGUUCCUGGGUCAACCAACCAACUGAAGUCUUGGUCAUAUGACCUCACCACGGCAUUGUGCAUAAUGUCACUGUAAUAAACAAACAGUAUUUAAUGUGAAGUACAACCUUGAUAUGAAGAAAUCUGAAAGUGAUUGGUUGACCAGAUGUAACCGAAACUCUGCCCUUGUUGCCCAAAGACGUCUGUCACUGAGCAAAAUCAGAAGGAACCUGACUUGCCUAACACUAGGUUAAAACUCUGGAGUGUUGAGCCUGUGAAGUCUGACACCGAAAGGGAGAAGGAAGAUGCAUUUUUCCACUGCUGAGGUUUAGCCGUACGAGUGGAUUUAAUCCGUGUGUGUCUCAAACUACUGUGUAACUCAGGUGGAGAAAUGUUGACCCGAUUUCUCUUCUUAGCUUUAACUUAUGCACCAUUUUGUUUUUUGUUGUUUUUUUUUUCCCCAUCAUCUCACCAUUUUUCUACUUUAGUUUCAGUCUUUCCCUCCCCAUCCCUCCUUCUUUCCAUCUCCACAGGUUUUGUUUGUAAAAAUUUGAUGUACAAUGUGGGGGGGGAGUAAACUGCAAGAGCCAGAGCUUGUGGAAACUACUGUGUGCAUUAUUAUUAUUAUUAUUAUUAUUAUUAUCAAUCUUUUUCACUCAUGUAAUAUAGACACACUUGUUUUAUAAAUGUUCUUUUAUGUAAAGCUCUAGUUAUUAUGUUGAUUUUAUUUUUGUAGAUAAAAAAGUGUAAAUUAUUUUCUCCCUGUUGAAAAAUGGCAAGAUUGUUAGCUGCACAGAAGGAAGCUGUAAAAAUGAUCACGACUCAUUUGUUUUGUGAUGUAAAAAAAUAAAUAAAUAAAAUGUGUUGCAGUUAUCAAAAUUACACUGAA